Messenger RNA from Pogonomyrmex barbatus (red harvester ant), 2126 nucleotides. RefSeq names its product diacylglycerol O-acyltransferase (gene mdy). Gene Ontology annotation, molecular function: diacylglycerol O-acyltransferase activity. The record is from RefSeq and is a predicted model, not a curated record. Gene Ontology annotation, biological process: triglyceride biosynthetic process. Gene Ontology annotation, cellular component: endoplasmic reticulum membrane. NCBI's taxonomy places the organism in Eukaryota, Metazoa, Arthropoda, Insecta, Hymenoptera, Formicidae.
UCUCUCUCUCUCUCUCUCUCUUUCCCUCUCUCUUUCUCUUUCCUUUCUCCCUUUUCUUUUUCAUCGCACCACGUGAGCCGUGACUCGUGGUGCGCCGUGUGUACGAAAGUGUGUCCCCAAACACGCGUGCUUCUAUGCUCUACGUCGUCGCGCGGGAUACAACGACAUGACGGUCGAGCACGAGCACAGCGACUUUCGGAUGCGAUCGCGCAGAACGAAGAGCGUCACGAGGGCGGAGGAGAUCCAGAAAGCGGAGCAGAAGGUCCGCAGAUCGCAGCCUGACAAGCCAUGUCACCGUCCAAGAGACAGUCUCUUUUCGUGGAGCUCCGGCUUCGAUAACUUCACAGGAUUCGUCAACUGGGGCUUCCUACUGCUAGGUAUUGGUGGUAUCCGGUUACUACUUGAAAAUUUCAUAAAAUAUGGAAUCAGAGUGGAUCCUUGGCAGUGGUUCCUUUUUCUUAGUGGCAAGAAUGAUGGCGGCGAAGAAUAUCCUUCAUUGUUGCUGAUCUGCUAUUCCACCUUGCCAGUGAGCUUUUGUCUGGUGAUCGAGAAAGGACUGUCUGUGGAUAUCAUAGCUCACAGCACGGGAAUGGUGUUCCACGUCAUAAACCUCGUCGUGAUGGUACUGAUGCCGAUGGUGGUCAUCCACGUGAAGGAUUCCGGAAUCAGCUUGGUUGGCGCAAUGUAUGUGUGUAUGCUGUACGCCAUACUCUUCUUGAAGUUAUGGUCGUACGUACAAGUGAACAUGUGGUGCCGUUUGAGCAGUCGAAAGAAGACCACGCAAGGCAGAAUGAGACGUCAACUGUCUUAUAAUAAUCUUCAAUCUUCCGGCACUCAACAGAGUGCGAGUGAUGUCACCGAUAUGGAACACGACAUAAAUGAUCGCGGGAGCGCGUUGGUACAAUAUCCUGACAAUUUAAAUGUUGCCGAUCUUUAUUACUAUAUAUUGGCGCCUACUUUAUGCUACGAAUUGAAUUUUCCUCGAACGCAACGGAUUCGAAAGAGGUUCCUAAUAAAACGAAUAUUGGAAGUCGUCGUAGGAUGCCAAGUUGUGAUGUCACUUUUCCAACAAUGGAUGAUACCUUCCGUGAAAAAUUCAUUAAUCCCUUUUAGCAAUAUGGACGUAGCCAAGGCCUCCGAGCGUCUUCUUAAGCUGGCGAUACCAAAUCAUCUGAUAUGGCUUUGCUUCUUCUAUUUGAUAUUUCACUCUUUCCUCAAUCUGUUAGGCGAGUUGCUACACUUUGCAGACCGGAAUUUUUAUUGCGACUGGUGGAACGCCAACAACAUUGAUACGUUCUGGAGAACUUGGAACAUGCUGGUGCAUCGCUGGGCUGUGCGACAUCUCUAUAUUCCGAUAGUAGAGAUGGGUUAUAGUAAAAACACAGCGUCCGUGACCGUCUUCUUUAUUAGCGCUUUCUUCCAUGAAUAUCUCGUCAGUGUACCUUUGAAGACAUUCAAGAUAUGGGCGUUUAUGGGUAUGAUGGGACAGAUACCACUGUCGGUGCUGAGCAAGAUGGUGGAACGAUACGCUGGCGCCAGAUGGGGCAACAUCGUUGUAUGGGCGAGUCUCAUCAUCGGGCAACCACUUUGUAUAAUGAUGUAUUAUCACGAUUACGUUGUAACUCAUUUUGGCGAGACUCUGAUCGAGGACUAUUCCGUAGUCUAAAAAGGCUAAAAAGAAUGAAAAUGCAAAAGUGAAGGAAUUUCCUCGAGGAGAAACUCGCGAUCGGUUUAUCGGUUUUUCCGCGAAAUCGUUGUUUUUAUCGAUCGCGAAUUCACGUAACUUCCGGCUUAUAUUUGCGAGCGUGAAGAAAUUUUUCGAGUUAUCGUUUUGUUGUUCAACUGUGUGACGUCCAUCUACAAAUUCAAUAAUAUAAAUGUGCCUUAAAUGCUAAACUUUGCGUUGUAUAAAUGUCGCGCUUCGACUGAUUGUAGAAUCAUUCUAUGGUUAUUCGCGGAUUGUUUAAAUUUACUGAUGUUUUAUAAGAAUUCUAAUAUAUAUUCGAGAAAGCUGUAAAUAGUUACCAAUGUUGUGUCACGUGUACAACAAAAUUUAAUAAUUUUUGUACAAUAACUUCCACGCCGGAGAAGGCGAAACUGUUGGCGAAUAAACAAGAUAUUUCGUA